CUGAUAUCUUUUUGCCAGUCGCUGCUUCGGUUUUUCAAGGCUUAUUCACUGUUAUGCAUUAUCGCUAAAAUGGUUUAUUUAGAGAUCAUAGCAUAUGGCCUACUGUUUCUUACAUAUUCAGUAGCAUGUUUUACAAGUCCAUUCACUAAAGGCAAUAUCAUACACUCUGAACUGUCACCAGAUUAUCUGUUUACAAGACUUAGAAGUCGUUCGGUAAAAAAUAGUUUGGAACGAAUUUUUAAUAAAAUCAAUAUUAUUCGUAAUGUUGGCACCCCUGGUCACCUUAAAGUUAGAGAAUUUAUUCAAGAUUAUCUAAACAAACGCGGUUGGGAAACUGAUUUGGAUACUUUUGAAGAAAAUACAGUGGUUGGUGUUAAAACAUUUCACAACAUUAUUGGCUACAGAAGUAACCCAAACUAUACGAAAUAUUUGAUUUUGGCUUGUCAUUAUGAAUCAAAACUUCUCCCUAAUUUUGUUGGAUCAACAGAUUCAGCAAUGCCUUGUUCAAUUAUUUUGAAAAUUGUCGACAUGCUUAACUAUGGGAUUAAAGCACUGAAGAAAUCUGAUAUUGGUUUGAAGCUGAUAUUUUUUGAUGGAGAAGAAGCUUUCAACCAGUGGACAGAUACUGAUAGCUUAUAUGGAUCUCGACAUUUAGCUAAAAAAUGGAGCAGUACAACAUCCAAAUCAUCUAAUGAAACAGAAUUGAAUAAAAUUGAUCUUCUUGUCUUAUUGGAUUUACUUGGUGCAAAACAGCCUCACAUACCAAAGUAUCCUUAUGAGGAUAAAGGAAGUUUUAAUAUGCUCAUGGAACUGGGUAAGGCGUCCAUGAUGUUAUUAUUGUUUACUGUAGAUAACAACUUUCGUUCCAUUUUAAAUGAAUAAUUUCACAAUGUCAGUAUGGAUAUGGAUUGUGGAGGUUGUUGAAUUUUUCAUUGAGAUCAUGAUCAUUGAAAACCUGGAAGUAAUAAACAGUUGUUUAGUCUUAGUUUCACAAUUAUCGGUCGCUAAAUCUACGAGGGAAAAAUCAUAGUUAUAUGGAUCUCAAUCAAUGAUAUAAAGUAAUUUGCUUCGAAGAGGCCUGGACUAGACUCUCUAGUGAAACAUUGAAAACGUCUAAUUUCAAUCGCUAAGAUUUUCAUGAAUACAUAAUUUUCUUUGAAAAGGAGAAUGAGAUCUUUUAAUCUAUUGAAAUCAUCAAGUGAAAAUAAUAAACCCUAUUUUGGCCAUGCUGUUCACUACCAGAUUGGUGAUGAUCAUAUGCCAUUUGUAGAAAAAGGUGUCCCUGUACUACAUUUAAUUCCUUUACCAUUUCCAAAAGUAUGGCAUACAAUAGCUGACAAUGCUACAAUUAUAGAUUGGGAUACAUCGGUUGAUUUAUUAUUACUUAUAGAAUUAUUUGUUAGAAAUUACCUACAUAUUCUAUUAUGAUAUGUAUAUAUGUACAUAUAUACAAUAAGUGUUAAUGUGGAUUCUAUGUAUUUCAUGCAUAACUUCACCAAAUUUGGUUUCACAAAUAGACCUAAUGAGUUUUUCUAUAGUUUGUAUAAUCGUAGAGUAAAUAUUAUAAAACAUAAUUGUAUAAAUAGACUUUUAUAUUUAUUUAUAUAUUUACUUACACUGUUAAUGAUAUGUAUUGUUUUAUAGUAAAUUCCAUUCAUUUAUUCUUUAUCUAAAUGAAUGAAUUCAUGAUUUGUUUUUUAACAGGUUAACUGGUACAAUUUGAAAUUUUAUAGUUACUAAGCAGCUAGUGUAUUACAAUAAACUUAUUUAAUUAUUAUCAUAAAUUUCAAUAGUUGAGAACAUGAGUCCAUUGAAGCUGGACCACUAUGGAAUACUUGGAAGCAUUGGAUGGCUGUCUGUUUUAAGAUAGUAACUCACUGAAGACAAUGGUGGAUGUGUCUCUCAAUUUCGUGGAUUGGUUAAAGUUAGACAUUAACACCG
Messenger RNA from Schistosoma rodhaini, 1941 nucleotides. The record is from the annotation of a GenBank genome assembly. NCBI's taxonomy places the organism in Eukaryota, Metazoa, Platyhelminthes, Trematoda, Strigeidida, Schistosomatidae.